UUUUUUGCGAGGCAGAGUGAUUUGAUUGACUUUCCUGAACUAGGGGAUUUAAGUAUGGAUUCGUUGAUUGAUGUCUUGCCUGCGGGCUUUGUGAGGGAUGCUAGGGAUUUAGCGCAAGGAGAGAGGGAUGCUGUGAAUUACGAUUCUUUCUCGGUGGGGUUGAACCUAUUGUCGCAAGGCGUGAGGGCCAAUCAUCCUGUUAUUAUGGUCCCGGGCGUUAUUUCGACGGGGUUGGAGUCUUGGGGAACAACGAAUAGCUCGAGGCAGUAUUUCAGGAAACGGUUAUGGGGGAGUUGGAGUAUGAUGAGGGCGUUGGUGUUGGAUAAGGAGGGGUGGAAGAGGCAUAUUAUGCUCGAUAAAUAUACGGGUUUGGAUCCGCCGGGUGGGAUCAAGUUGCGUGCUGCUCAGGGCUUCGAUGCGGCGGACUUUUUCAUUACUGGAUACUGGAUUUGGAACAAAAUCCUCGAGAAUCUGGCAACGAUUGGUUAUGAUCCCACGAAUUCGUACACGGCGGCAUAUGAUUGGAGACUCUCAUAUGCGAAUCUCGAAGUGAGGGAUCAGUACUUUACGAGGUUGAAGAUGUAUAUCGAGAUGGGUGUCAAGACGUCGAAUAAGAAAGUGGUGAUGGUCAGCCAUUCCAUGGGAAGCCAGGUGCUAUUCUACUUCUUUCACUGGGUCGCCGCUGAAAGUGGAGGCCAAGGAGGUGAUAGCUGGGUCGAUGACCAUAUUGAUUCUUGGAUCAAUAUCAGUGGAUGCAUGCUGGGAGCUCUGAAAGGUCUCCCAGCUGUCCUGUCAGGUGAAAUGAAAGACACAGCACAGCUAAAUGCUUUUGCCGUCUACGGACUGGAAAAGUUCUUGAGCAGAGAAGAAAGAGCGGAGCUUUUCCGAGCCAUGCCAGGCAUUAGCUCUAUGCUUCCCAUUGGUGGUAAUGCAGUCUGGGGAAACUCGACUUGGGCGCCAGAUGAUCUUCCGGGUCAGAACGUCACUUAUGGGAACUUUUUGAAUUUCAAGCAAAUGAAUGGGACGAAAGAGUACAGGAACCUGACUGUCGAGGACAGUCUUUCGUAUCUGAUGGAUACUACGGAGCAGUGGUAUCAAGAUCAAGUCCAUGGCAGUUAUUCCCAUGGAGUUGCGCAUACAACUGCGGAAGUGGAGGCAAACGAGAAGGAUCCGAGGAAAUGGGUUAAUCCGCUAGAAACGAGACUACCUCUUGCGCCGAAUCUGAAAAUAUAUUGCUUCUAUGGAAUCGGGAAACCGACAGAACGAUCUUAUUAUUACCGUAAUCCCGAGAAUCCUCUCACGUCACUCAACAUCACAAUCGAUACAGGUCUGACUAAAGACAACAUCGACCACGGUGUGAUUCUCGGCGAAGGCGACGGCACUGUCAACUUGCUCUCUGUCGGUUACAUGUGUAACAAAGGUUGGAACAUGCAUCGAUACAAUCCAGCUGGUGUCAAGAUCAAGGUCUACGAGAUGCCACACGAGCCUGAUAGAUUCAGUCCCCGAGGUGGUCCGAACACAGGUGACCAUGUUGAUAUCCUCGGACGACAAAGCUUGAAUGACUUGAUCCUCAGAGUUGUAGGAGGCAAAGGAGAUGGGAUUGGAGAGAAUGUUGUGAGUGAGAUAAGGACGUAUGCGGAUAGGGUCAAAAUUUACGAAGAGGAUGAGUAUGCCUUAUAAUGUUAGCGAAACAGGAGGCGUUGCAUUGUUGGUGUCUGGGACGGAGUAACGCGGAUGAAAGGAUGGAUGGGCGAAGACUGAAUGAUAGAUUUAUACCCAUGCGCAGCAGGAUUGCGUGUAUAGAGAGAGAUACCUAAUGAAUAAUACCCAUACCAAA
This is a messenger RNA of Mollisia scopiformis, 1837 nucleotides long. Its product is annotated as Lecithin:cholesterol acyltransferase. Gene Ontology annotation, cellular component: perinuclear endoplasmic reticulum; cytoplasm. Gene Ontology annotation, biological process: lipid storage; triglyceride biosynthetic process. Lineage: Eukaryota; Fungi; Ascomycota; Leotiomycetes; Helotiales; Mollisiaceae. Gene Ontology annotation, molecular function: phospholipid:diacylglycerol acyltransferase activity. The record is from RefSeq and is a predicted model, not a curated record. The transcript is spliced from 3 exons. The coding region runs from base 55 to 1680 and encodes 541 amino acids.